This is a messenger RNA of Rubroshorea leprosula, 385 nucleotides long. The record is from the annotation of a GenBank genome assembly. Lineage: Eukaryota; Viridiplantae; Streptophyta; Magnoliopsida; Malvales; Dipterocarpaceae.
CAAAUUUUGUUUUGGUCAAAAUUCGACCAUUUCGGUCAAAAUUCGGUGUACCGGCCGGAAUUUUGUAUAUCGGCCGGCACAACGAAAUAUGACCGGUACACCUAAGUUCAAACUGAAAAAAAAAAAAAACAAUGGAUUUCCGAUUGCAGAUCUGUUUCUGUUCUCCUUCUUCAUCACGAACGACGAACGCCACACGCCGCACGCCGCUCAACCUGUCGCCGGUGGGUUGGAGAUUCAGUGAAUGCUUCACUUCCGUGAUUACCGGCUAGAUCUGCUUCAUCUUCUCCCCAUUUCUGGUAGCUACCGAACCCUUCUGCUUUGGUGAUUACCGGUGAUGAAGGUGGAGGCUGUGAUGAUGAUGAGAUGCUCAGCAAGGGGAUGGUGA